Molecule: messenger RNA, 303 nt
Organism: Stomoxys calcitrans (stable fly)
Lineage: Eukaryota; Metazoa; Arthropoda; Insecta; Diptera; Muscidae
Exons: 1
Coding region: 69-215 (48 amino acids)
Source: RefSeq, a predicted model, not a curated record
UUAGUAUAAUUUUAGAAUUCGAGCCGUACGUCGCAUAGUUAAAUGGGCUUUGUUGAUUACUUACAAACAUGUCACCAACAAUAAGAACCAUAUUAUCAGACAUCUACACCAACACCUCCAACUAUAUUAAGACCAAAAUGGACUUUGUGGUGGAAAUCUCAAUCGUUGUCCUAUUUUUCGGAGCUAUGCUCAAUAAAUUCUUAAUUUUAAAUUGAAGUUGUGUUGUGUGUUUUUUGGAAAUCUUCGAAACAAAAUGUGUUUAAAACGACAUAUAAAAAUAGAGUACACGUAACAAAAAAAUUA